AUGCAAGCUCACAGGUUCACCAAGAAGAGCGCAAUGAGGCCGAACAAAAACACAGCAACCCCACAGAGAGAUCUGCAGGCAGCCGGCCCCGGCCCUGGCACUCGCUCACCCGGCCCCAAGCACAGCCAGCCCCGGCCCUGGCACUCGCUCAGCCUGCCCCGAGCACAGCCAGUCCUGACCCUGGCACUCGCUCAGCCGACCCCGAGCACAGCCAGUCCUGACCCUGGCACUCGCUCAGCCGACCCUGAGCACAGCCAGCUGCGGCCCUGGCACUCACUCAGCCGGCCCCGAGCACAGCCGGCCCCGGCCCUGGCACUCGCUCAGCUGCCAGUCCUGACCCUGGCACUCGCUCAGCCGACCCCGAGCACAGCCAGCCGUGGCCCUGGCACUCACUCAGCCGGCCCCGAGCGCAGCCAGCCCCGGAUCUGGCACUCGCUCACCCGGCCCCGAGCACAGCCAGCCCCGGCCCUGGCACUCGCUCAGCCUGCCCCGAGCACAGCCAGUCCUGACCCUGGCACUCGCUCAGCCGACCCUGAGCACAGCCAGCUGCGGCCCUGGCACUCACUCAGCUGGCCCCGAGCACAGCCGGCCCCUGCCCUGGCACUCGCUCAGCCGGCCCCGAGCACAGCCAGCCCCGGCCCUGGCACUCACUCAGCCGACCCUGAGCACAGCCAGCCCUGGCCCUGGCACUCGCUCAGCCGGCCCCGAGCACAGCCAGCCCCGGCCCUGGCACUCGCUCAGCCGGCCCCGAGCACAGCCAGCCCCGGCCCUGGCACUCGCUCAGCCAGCCCCGAGCACAGCCAGCCCCGGCCCUGGCACUCGCUCAGCCGGCCCCGAGCGCAGCCAGUCCUGACCCUGGCACUCGCUCCGCCGACCCUGAGCACAGCCAGCCCCGGCCCUGGCACUCACUCAGCCGGCCCCGAGCACAGCCAGCUGCGGCCCUGGCACUCACUCAGCCGGCCCCGAGCACAGCCAGCCCCGGCCCUGGCACUCACUCAGCCGGCCCCGAGCACAGCCAGCCCCGACCCUGGCACUAGCUCAGCCGACCCUGAGCACAGCCAGCCGCGGCCCUGGCACUCACUCAGCCGGCCCCGAGCACAGCCGGCCCCUGCCCUGGCACUCGCUCAGCCGACCCCGAGCACAGCCAGCCCCGGACCUGGCACUCGCUCAGCCAGCCCCGAGCACAGCCAGCCCCGGACCUGGCACUCACUCAGCCAGCCCCGAACGCAGCCGGCCGCGGCCCUGGCACUCACUCAGCCGCCAGAGCUGUGCGGGCGGGACGAGAAAGCCCCUGCUGGCUGCCUGGGCAGCGGGCCCUGCCCUGCUGCCAACCUCCCAUGCCCAUCCCUGCCCACCACCAACCUCCCACGCCCAUCCCUGACCACCACCAACCUCCCGCACUCGGCCCUGCUGCCAACAUUCCACGCCCGACCUGUCCACCACAAACCUUCUGUGCCCAGCCCAGCUGCCAAUGCCCUGCACCUGGUCCUGCCUGCCACCAACGUCCCGCGCUCAGCACUGCCCACCACCAACCUCCUGCGCUCAGCCCUGCUGCCAACAUUCCACGCCCGACCUGUCCACCACAAGCCUUCUGUGCCCAGCCCAGCUGCCAAUGCCCUGCACCUGGUCCUGCCUGCCACCAACUUCCCACGCCCGGCCCAGCUGCCAACGUCCCGCGCUCAGCACUGCCCACCACCAACCUCCUGCGCUCAGCCCUGCUGCCAACAUCCCACGCCCGGCCCCACCCACUACCAACUUCCCACACCCAGCCCAGCUGCCAACAUCCCAUGCCUGGCCUUGCCCACCACCAACCUCCCGCGCCCAACCUGUCUGCCACCGCCCACCCACGCCCGGCCUGCCAACCUCCUGUACCCAGCCUGGCCUGCCACCAACCACAUGCACCUGGCACGGUGCAGCCUGGUGCCAACCUCCCGUAUCCAACCUGGCCUGCUGCCACCCACACCCAGCCCAGUGCCAGCCACCUGCACCCGGUCCAACCCACUGCCACCACCCAGCAGGUGGGCAGCAGCCAGCAGUGGCCGUGCAUGA
Gopherus evgoodei (Goodes thornscrub tortoise) is the source of this 2049-nucleotide messenger RNA. RefSeq names its product extensin-like. Bases 1 to 2049 code for a protein of 682 amino acids. The transcript has 4 exons. The record is from RefSeq and is a predicted model, not a curated record. Lineage: Eukaryota; Metazoa; Chordata; Testudines; Testudinidae.